This is a messenger RNA of Amaranthus tricolor (Joseph's coat), 1552 nucleotides long. RefSeq names its product triacylglycerol lipase 2. The transcript has 9 exons. Lineage: Eukaryota; Viridiplantae; Streptophyta; Magnoliopsida; Caryophyllales; Amaranthaceae. The record is from RefSeq and is a predicted model, not a curated record. Gene Ontology annotation, molecular function: hydrolase activity, acting on ester bonds. Gene Ontology annotation, biological process: lipid metabolic process. The annotation marks the transcript as partial.
UCAACUAUUUCUUUAUUACCAGCAGCACUACUACAGCAUAUAUCUUCCUAUGCAUUUAUCAAAAUGAAUGGCAUUUUAAAUUUAUUAUUAACUGUAUUUUUCUUGUUUCUACUAUUAGUUAGAGCAAGAACAAGGCUGAUUAUUUCUAAGACUCGUGAUGAAUUAGUCGCAUUAGCUCCAUCUUCCAAUGAGGGCAUCUGUAAAUUGAUUGUGGAAUCAUGGGGAUAUGUUUGUGAGGAACACACAGUGAUUACAGAAGAUGGUUAUAUUCUCAGUUUACAAAGAAUUCCAACAGGCCAUAAAAAUGAAGACAUCAGCAUUCCAGUGCUUCUGCAGCAUGGAGUUCUAAUGGAUGGAGUUACAUGGCUGCUUAAUCCUCCAGACCAAUCUUUGGCAUACAUUUUAGCAGAUAACGGUUUUGACGUUUGGAUUUCCAACUCUCGCGGCACUAAAUAUAGCCUCAACCAUGUCACAUUAAACUCUAAUGAUUCGGCAUAUUGGGAUUGGUCGUGGGAUGAACUAAUGACAUAUGAUCUUCCAGCAAUCAUCCAAUAUAUUUAUGAUCAUACUGGUGAACAGAAGCUGCAUUAUGUUGGGCAUUCACAGGGAACAUUAAUAGCCCUGACUGCAUUUUCCCAGCAGAAGCUAUUGAACAUGGUGAGAUCAGCGGCCUUGCUCUGUCCGAUUGCUUAUCUUAGUCGAAUGACUUCCCCACUAGCUAAAAAUGCUGCAGAAAACUUUGUCACUGAGUUUAUGUACUGGUCUGGACUACAUGAAUUUGUACCUCGUGGGGAGGCUGUAAUGAACCUGUUGAAAGGUAUAUGCAAGAAGCAGGGAAUCGACUGUACAGAUUUUUUGACAUCAUUUACUGGUGAAAACUGUUGCCUGAGCACAUCCACAGUUUCUACCUUUCUGGAGCACGAACCUCAACCAACAGCGACCAAAAACAUGAUUCACUUUUCUCAAAUGGCAAGGGAUGGAACAAUAGCAAGGUAUGACUAUCUAGACCCGGAUAAGAACAUGGAACACUAUGGACAGGUUAAACCACCAGUGUAUGAUCUAACAAACAUUCCAAGUAACCUCCCUCUAUUCAUUGCUCAUGGAGGAAGGGACGAGCUUGCGGAUGUUGACGAUGUCAAGUUCCUGCUCGAUAACCUCAAAAAUCACGACAAAGACAAACUUUUCCUCCAGUUCAUUCAAGACUAUGCACAUGCUGAUUAUGUCCUGGCUCUGAACGCUAAGAAACUCGUUUACGAUCCUCUCAUUGAUUUCUUCAGGAAACAAGAUGAGUCUUAAUUUGAGGAAUUGAUACUGAUGAACAUCAUGCUUUAAUCGUACAAAAUUGAGCUCGUAUUUAGAUAGCAUUCAUGUUUGAGCACUCGGACAUCAAAUAAGUCCUAAUACUAUUAUAGAAUGUUUACUUCUUGUAGGUGUUGGGUAUCCAAAAUCAUAUCUUAUAUGUAAUUUAAUACUUACAAUUUCGAAUUCUAUAUGAGUUUUUAUACUUACGCAAGAUAAAACACGCAGAAGAAAAAAAGUAAAAGCCGAAAAA